Molecule: messenger RNA, 1922 nt
Organism: Vitis riparia (riverbank grape)
Lineage: Eukaryota; Viridiplantae; Streptophyta; Magnoliopsida; Vitales; Vitaceae
Product: N-alpha-acetyltransferase 40
Exons: 8
Coding region: 584-1489 (301 amino acids)
Cellular component (GO): nucleus
Molecular function (GO): protein N-terminal-serine acetyltransferase activity; histone H4 acetyltransferase activity; histone H2A acetyltransferase activity
Source: RefSeq, a predicted model, not a curated record
UGCACGUGUUGUCUCCCUCAAUAUUUUCGUCGAAAUAUCGGCAUUUUACCAAAAUAUUGACACUAUUUAGUCGAUUUUUUUUGGCGAUUUUUCCUCCGAUAAUCAGUAAUCGAUUUCAUAUCGACACCUUCAAUGAUAUUUUGUGAAAAUAUUAGUGAAAUUGCCCCAUUUUUCAAUCCAUGGAUAUAAACGAGAUGAGGUAGGAUUAGAGGCAGCUCACCUCAUCCCCAUUUCUAUUACUUUUUCGUAUCCUGUCCCGUUUCCCUUCUUAAAUUAGGUGGAUUGGGGAUUAUUCAUCCCCAUUAGUCUUAUUUCCUUCCUUAAACUAGUUGGAUUUGGUAUAGAGAAUCCCCGCUGCGAGGACUAAGUUCUUCCUGCCGAUGAUUAUCCUUCUUGUCCCAUUCCCUUUCUUAGAAUUCAUAUAUCAAGUUUUUUUUAUAUAAAUUUUUAAACAUAAAAUUAUAUAUGAAUCAUAUAUUUAAAAACACCCUCUCCUGUCUACUGCCUAAAGCAGCUUAAGGAAAGACCGGGGCUGAUUUGCAGAAUCAUUUUGGACCCGACCCGGGUCAAGAAAUCAGUCGCGAUGGAAAAGGGUUUGGCUCAGCUUCUGGGGCAGAAGCCAGCAAUGGAGGUCGGGGGUCUCUCAAGAAACGGAGAAAAGAGGAUGAAACGGAAAGAUAUACUUGAAAAAAAGAAGGCAGUUGAUGAAGCCAUGAAAGCAGCUUCUUCUGUUAAAGACCCUCUUGUUUCUUUCUCUCCCUUCUGUCAUUAUGAUACAAUUGGCCUAUCUGUACAGUUGAAAUCAGGGCGUGGUGAUAAGCUGUCCUCUCCCAUGAAGCAGUACAUUCAAAACCUCCUUAAGGUCAAUAUGGAGGGGUCAUAUGGAUCUGAAUGGCCUGCGGAAGAGAAGGUGAAGCGCAGGGAAAUGGUUGCUCCAGAAGCACGGUACAUAUUUGUGCAUAGCUUUCCAGAUUCUGGCACUAAUGAGAUGACUGCACUGUUGGGAACUGGAAAGACUUCUAAUACAAUCACAGGUGCUAGGGCCACCAUUGUUGGAUUUGUACAAUACCGCUUUACUAUAGAGGAGGACCUACCUGUUGUUUAUGUGUAUGAACUACAGCUUGAGCCUAGUGUGCAAGGGAAGGGAUUGGGUAGAUUCUUAAUGCAACUAAUUGAGCUUAUUGCUUGCAAGAAUUCUAUGGGUGCUGUGGUGCUCACUGUUCAAAAAGCAAACUUUUCAGCUAUGAAUUUCUAUAUAGGUAAAUUAAGAUACACUAUAGCAAGUAUUUCACCAUCAAGAGUCAAUCCAUUGAUAGGAGUUGACAGCAGUUAUGAGAUUCUUUGUAAAGCAUUUUCUGAUGAAGCUAAAGCUAAAUUGGAGGUUACCAGUGACGCAUUAUCAAGUCUGUUGGUUGAAGAAGAGAUGAAAAAGGAUAAGGAAGAGGAGGAUGGAAGGAAAAAACAGAGAAGAAGAGAAAGCGAAAAAUGAAGUUUAAUUGUUCAGGGGCACUAAUGAUGUGCUGUUGAUCAGAUCAGAUAAGAUCAGAUAGAAGAGAAGAAUGGAAGGAUGAUGUAACUCUUAUCAUCAAGGUUCAUUUCCAUCAGAAUUUGCGGUAGGGUAUGGAAGAUAAUGGGAUUUGCUGCAGGAGGUUUUGGAGGGGAUGCUCUUGCCUCCCAGUGAUACCGUCUAGCUUGUCUUAGUUUUGCCAAUGGUUGAGAGUACUGAGGGUCUUGUCACUGCGAGUAGUCAUUUUGCCAUCGUUUAAGUUUGAUUGAAAGAUACCUUAUCCUUCCUUGCACCUUUUCCUUUUUCUUAUGUGGAAACAAAUAGAUAUGUAAAAAUGAUAGUGAAAAUAUUUGGGUCAGAUGGCUAUUGCUUUGUGCAUAACGCCUUAACAAAAUUAAAAGAAAUUUCUUUUACA